Molecule: messenger RNA, 6213 nt
Organism: Chroicocephalus ridibundus (black-headed gull)
Lineage: Eukaryota; Metazoa; Chordata; Aves; Charadriiformes; Laridae
Gene: AFAP1L2
Product: actin filament associated protein 1 like 2
Exons: 16
Coding region: 1703-3811 (702 amino acids)
Biological process (GO): regulation of mitotic cell cycle; inflammatory response; positive regulation of interleukin-8 production
Cellular component (GO): cytosol
Molecular function (GO): SH2 domain binding; SH3 domain binding
Source: RefSeq, a predicted model, not a curated record
GCUAACUCUCUGGGGGGGUUCACGUGGGAGAUGGAAGACUUGAGGUUUAUGAGAACGAGCAAACAAAAGCGUGGACAUUUCUUACGUCUUGUGUGACAAAUUUGUUUUCUGAUGGUGGUCACGCUUGAUGUUACAGAUCUAAUUCUAGUUGGAAAGAAAAGGCUACUGAGUUACUCAAAUUUUUAACUUUCCUGUAGAAAUAAGUAGUAUGCCUGGGUUAAUAUAAUGUCACUGUAAAAUAUUAUAAACCAUUGUGGGUUCUCUUUGUCUUGAUGGUUUUCUGGAAGACAGGCUGUAGUCAAACACGGGUUUCUGUUAUAGAGCGAGUGGUGAAGCUGUGGUGGCUUGCAUUCAUGUCCUAGUGCUCUAAUCGUCCCUUUGGGGCUCAAAAUCCCCGACUCUGUUGGUCUGUUAGCCGUGAUAACCGUUUUUAUAAUUGACUAUUUACUCAGCUAUGUCUCUCGUGGCAGUUUAGCCAUCUGUAAACUUGAUUAAAAAGCCACACUUCAUGUGAGGGGACAAUGUGCGGGUUCCCUGUGCGCACACUCGCUCGCUGCCUGGGUCGGCACCUCCCAGCAAUGUCCUCGGCAGUGCCACCGAUAGCUGUCACCCGUGGGCUCCACACCCCUUCGGGAGGAGACUCCGAAGGCUGAACUCCCAGGUUGUCACUUUUUAAGAUGUAUUUCUGCAUCCUUCUUUGGGUGAACACCCUUCAUGAGAGAUUACCUUCCUCUGACCCGAUAGCAGAGCUGAUCUUGUCAUGGCUUUAUCAUCCCUUUAAGCACAAAGGAGACAGAUUAUAUCGCUCUGCUGCAGAAGCGCAUCUCUGCUCGCCAGCCUCGACCGCAGCGGAGCGGGGUUCAAUGGUGCGGUGGGGCAGAGCUGAGCGGGGAGAGUCGAGGCAAGCAGAGACGUGAGAGUUAAGGGGGAAAAAGUUUGGAUCUAAACCCUUGGCUGUUGAAUCUGAGAUGUUCACGGGAGAAGCUGAUUGUGCACCACCGGGCUGUGAAGCUCCCUGCCAGGGAAGCACCUGCUUGAAGGUGCCGGGGGUUGGUGUAUGGGAACAGCCCUCGCUGCGUGCGUGUGCCUCGCACCCCCGGGCAGCUCGCAGCUCCGUGUGGGGCGCUGGUCUCACAACGGCUGAGGAGUUACAGCGCUAAACAAAAAAGGGCGAUGUAGAAAGAUCUUUGUUUCCCUGAGCCAUCCCGUUUUGACUGCAACCUCAUUACAGUGGUGAAUGGGAAGAUCGUGCCCAGCUCAGGUGGGAAAAGGUGCAGGCUCACCACGGCCGGGGUGAAACGUGCCAUUUGGCGAGGAGGAGAGGUCCCCCAGCUCCGAUACCUGUCGUUAGAUGCCAGCUCGGUUUUGCCAAAAGGCUCUGGGUGGUUUGGCCGAGGGCAGGGCUGUGACAAGUGGGGUGCAGGGGAGCAAAGCCCUCUUGCGGCCACUGCAGCCUUGUCCCCACAGGGGGGUUCCAGUUGCCUGCACUGUAAGAUAAAUGGACUUUUUUUCUCCCUGCUGCGCAUUGGGAACGAGGAUAACGCACUAAGAGCCAUGGCAUGUAAAGACAUACACGGGAUUAGCUGGAGUACAGCCACGGAUCUGAGCGCUGGGAAACCCAGGUCUUUUUGGUAGGCUUGCUGCGGCUGGACCCAGGCCAGGGUUGCAGGUUACUGAGGGCGUUAUUUAUGCCACAAUAACGAUGGAUGGUGAAGCCGUUAGUAGCUCCUACGAAUCUUACGAUGAAGAAGAGAGCAGCAAAGGCAAGUCAGCAACCCAUCAGUGGCCAUCCACGGAGGCCACCAUCGAGCUGAUGAAGGAUGCCCGCAUCUGUGCCUUCCUCUGGAGGAAGAAGUGGCUGGGACAGUGGGCAAAACAGCUGUGUGUUAUCAAGGACACCAGGUUGCUGUGCUACAAGAGCUCCAAAGACCACAGCCCUCAGCUCGACGUGAAUUUGCUGGGCUGCACUGUCAUUCACAAGGAAAAGCAAGUGAGGAAGAAGGAGCACAAGCUGAAGAUCAUCCCCAUGAACGCCGACGUCAUUGUGCUGGGGCUGCAGAGCAAAGACCAGGCAGAGCAGUGGCUCAGGGUAAUCCAGGAGACGAGUGGUCUGCUCUGCGAAGGAGGCAGUGAAGGCAACCAGUACAUCCCAGACUCGCAGCGUCUCAGUUACCCAAAGGUGGAGGUAUCCGAGAGGUACUCUGCAGCCUCUGAGAGUGGGAGCAGCACGGAUGGGCACCCAGAGAUGGCAGAGAUCAAAGAUGUUAAGAAGAAGGGCACAACCGGCCUGAAACUGAGCAACCUGAUGAACCUCGGGAGGAAAAAAUCCAGUUCCCUGGAUAGCCCAGAGAGAUCCCUGGAGACUUCCAGUUACCUGAACGUGCUAGUGAACAGCCAGUGGAAGUCCCGCUGGUGUCAGAUAAAAGACGGUCACCUCCAUUUCUACCAGGACAAGAACCGAAGCAAACUGGCUCAGCAGCCCCUGAGUUUGGCAGGUUGUGAAGUUAUCCCAGAGCCAAGCCCUGAUCAUCUCUACUCCUUCCGUAUCCUGCACAACGGGGAAGAACGGGUCAUUCUGGAGGCGAAGUCCUCGGAGGAAAUGGGGCACUGGCUGGGCCUCCUCUUGUCGGAGUCAGGUUCGAAAACAGACCCAGAGGAAUUUACCUAUGAUUACGUGGAUGCUGACCGGGUCUCCUGCAUCGUGAGCGCUGCCAAGAACUCUUUCUUCUUAAUGCAGAGGAAGUACUCUGAGCCCAACGCCUACAUCGACAACCUGCCAAAGGGCAGGAUGCAGCAGGAGGAGCUGUACGACGACGUGGAUCUGCCGGACCUGCCUGCGGAAGAAGUACCCAAGAAUGAGAGCAAAGUGGAGGGGGACCAAGACAGAGUGUACCUGGAUCUCACCCCAGUGAAGUCCUUCCUACACUGUGCUGGCAAGAAGUCAUGCCAGCCUUCACCCCUCAGCUCACCCACUUUAGAAAGGGCCGCCAAUAAGUCUGCAGCAGAGAGCACACCCGAGACAGCCCUCAUGGCUAAGGAAGCUGAGCCCUGUAGCAAGGCGAUGGAGACCUCGGAGCAGAAACCCCCAGAGAAGUCAGAGCCCGACGAGGGGCCGCCACGGAUGCCCAGCGUCAAAAUCCAGACCCAGCAGCAGAACAUCGCCUUCCCCCAGCCAGCCUCCGAGCUGCCAACAGGCACAGUGACCACAGGCAGUCCCCAGCUGGUGCCCGCGCACCGGCCCAAGAUGCCACUGCCGGCGGCAGCAGUGGAAACCAAGCUGGGCAAGAACAGGACGGAGGCGGAGGUGAAGAGGUUCACAGAGGAGAAGGAGCGGCUGGAGAAGGAGAAGGAUGAAAUCCGGGCUCAGCUCACCCAGCUGCGCAAGGAGAGGCGGGAGCUGAAGGAACUGCUUGGGGGCAGCACAGACAAGAGCCUGGAGCAGAGGCUGAAGGAGAUAGAAGAGGAGUGCAAAAGGAAGGAGAGCCGGAGGGUGGACCUGGAGCUCAGCCUGGUGGAGGUGAAGGAGAACCUGAAGAAGGCAGAGUCCGGCCCGGUGACGCUGGGCACGGCCGUGGACACCACGCACCUGGAGAACGCAGCCCCCCGGGUAUGUGGGGGGCACCCCCGGGCCGCACAGCAGCUUCCCUGUAGCCAGAUUCAGGCAAAAAGUGCCAGUCCAGCAAGUAGUGCAGAGAAUUCACCAGUCAAUUCAGCAACAGCUUUAAAAAACCGGCCUUUGUCCGUCAUGGUGACAGGGAAAGGAACAGUCCUACAGAAAGCUAAGGAAUGGGAGAAGAAGGGAGCUAGUUAGAACCACGUUUUUCAGAGAUGGACUAAAGACUGGAAUUGCCCAUGCGUGGCCAAGGGGAUUCAAUCAUCUGCAGGUGGAGGUUGGGUGUGCAACACAACCACACACCAAGCGCCUCCUCCAUGUCGCGCCAACUGCUCAGACGCAGCAAUGGAGUCAACAGCUGCCGAUAUGAAUUAUCCCAAACGAUCUUGCUCUUUCCAGACAAGUCCCAAUCGCGUAGCUAAACCAAUAACAACCAGUGGCAAUCCUUGCAACAAAUUCCUAACCCAGUUGAUGUAAACAAGAAUGUUACUGUACAUAGGGGUGUUUUGUGUAUUUCUACUCUGAAGGUUUAUCAAUGAGUUAUUAAGGUUUCUAUAUUAGUGACAGUAGUGGGUUCAGAAGGGGCCGCCGCUAUUCUUUAUAUCCUGGUGGGUUUCAGCCUGUUGUGGCAAAUUGCAGUCAACUAAAGUCUCGCCUGUCUUGCUGCCAGUCAUCACUCAGCUGCAGAUCAUCCAGCCUUCAGUCGAGGGCGAUACCCACGCCUGAGCGAUGCUUGAGACAUGAAUGAGAAGCACACAGCAACCUGUCCAGGGGAUUUUCAGUCUGUGUCCCGAUGCAUCCCAGCAUGUGCUUACUCCUACCAGCCUACUGCAGAUUUGACAGAAUAUCAAGAAAGAUCCCUGCUCACCUUCUUGUGGUGUCAGCUCUGCUACAGACUGGUGGCACCAAGACCGCUGGUCAAAGAAGAUCUGCCAAGCAGAUUCAGUUAAUUUUCUUGAAGAUCUUGAUCUACGUCACCUGAGGAGUUUGUUCUGGGAAAAAAAAAAAACCAACAAACCAUCGUAUUUGAAUGCUUGUUAAUAAUUUAUCAAAGGCCCAGACCUGCUCAUCUGUUAGAUGGGGAAGCUGGAUCCCAAUGCACCCAUUGGGGCUCGCCUUUUCCCAGGAGACGGGAGGUAAAGCCAUCCCUGUGGCUCCUGCCCUGGCUGUGACCACCACUUUGCUGAUCCUCUCUGGUCCCCACAGAGCCAUGGCAGGCCAAGCCAACCCCACAGCUGUACAAUCUGCUGAAGACAUCCCCACGUGAAAGAGGCCCCUCCACCUGGGCAGGGCUCUCCUCUAGGCCCAGCAGGCGAGGUUGCACCACCAUCUCUGGACGGCUACUGGCCAUCUUGGUGCUGCCACCCUUAUUUCCAAACUAUUAAUACAGCCUUUGGGCCCUGGCAGUGUGACCCAUAAAGCCCACCCCUCUCUGUCCUCACUGAGCUUUCUAAUGAAAGAUGUUGGACAUUUGGGACAGCUAAACUUAAAAACAUUGAAAUCUGAAGGGAUGUAGGGAGGUUGUCACAAAUCCAUGUACCCUCUCCUCCCUGUAACCUGCUGGAGAUACCUCGAAUGGUCCUUCAGCCCUGGAGCCCAGGCUCAGUAACUGGGUUCGCUGUGUGGGUUGGGUUGGCAAAGCUCAAGCAGCGCUGGGACCCUGGUGAGGUUUUUCCUGGGGUCCUGCAGCUACACCAACGAGCAUCACGCAGAGCUGAGGUAAACACAGACAGGCAAAACGUACCUUCCUAGCCCUUGAAAACCUUUCACAAGCUGGAGGCCACCUCUAAAGGUAUGAUCCUUCUGCACACAAAGGCCCAACAGCCCAAGGUGGGGUUUGCACAGGGCUGUGACACCGGGCUGUGGUGGUAGCACUGGGGUGAGUGAGGAUGUGCUGCCGAGGGGGCUCUUGGCUUGCUCACCACCACCACCACAGAGCUGGGGUGCAACAAAGUGCUUGGUCAGGGUAGAAAAGAAAGGUGCGCCUUUGGGUUUUUUUUUACUUUUAAGGUCUCUGCUGCAGUGCAGAUGGAGGAAUUUGCUAAUCCCAGGCCUCAAGAGGAGUUCAUCAACCCUGGCUGUCAGGCCUGUCCCUGUACAGGGUUUGCACUUAGGAAAAACUCAUGCAAAUAAACCACUGAAACUUCUGGCUCAGGACCCAGGGGCCUUUACUCUCCAAAGCACAGGGAGGCCAUGGACACCAUGAAGCUUUUGUUUUGCCCCAUCAUGAGCUGGCAGGAGACCCUCUCUACACCCUAAAUAUAUGUGUAAUGUCAUGCCCUCACCACACACACUGCUGUCGUCCUCCAGGAGUUGUCCAGACAUUUCACAGUGGUACUGAGACAGCGAUGGACGAGAGCGGCUCUGCUUUUGGCUCCACAGCCCGGUCAGCUUUGGUGGUCCUGCUGGGAUGUCUCCAUCAGGGGGUGGUAAAUGUAGGCAAAUUCUGAGCAACACACAUUCCCCAGACAAGAACCGUUAAACAAUGUCUCUGUGUCCCCAUUGUUUUCCUAACUCAAGGCAUUUCCUUUGUUGUAACUGUGACCUAUAAAGUGGCGCUUUAGAGGGUUUUAUAAUAAAAUGUUGAGUAUAUGAUGUUA